Molecule: messenger RNA, 1010 nt
Organism: Merops nubicus (carmine bee-eater)
Lineage: Eukaryota; Metazoa; Chordata; Aves; Coraciiformes; Meropidae
Product: agrin-like
Exons: 6
Source: RefSeq, a predicted model, not a curated record
CCAUCAGGUACUUCAUCCCCAGCUUUGGUGGCAAGUCCUACCUGGCCUUCAAGAUGCUGAAGGCGUACCACACGGUGCGCAUCGCCGUGGAGUUCAGGGCCCUGGAGCUCAGUGGGCUGCUGCUCUACAACGGGCAGAACAGGGGCAAGGACUUCAUCUCCCUGGCACUGCUUGGAGGCUUCGUGGAGCUCAGGUUCAACACGGGCUCUGGCACGGGGAUCAUCACCAGCAAGGUCCGUGUGGAGCCGGGGAAGUGGCACCAGGUGGUGGUGAACAGGAACCGGCGCAGCGGGGUGCUGGCUGUGGAUGGGGAGCCCCACGUGAGUGGGGAGAGCCCCCCAGGCACUGAUGGGCUCAACCUGGACACUGACCUCUUCAUUGGGGGUGCCCCCGAGGACCAGAUGGCUGUGGUGGCAGAGAGGACGGCGGCCACGGCAGGGUUGAGGGGCUGCAUCCGCCUCCUGGAUGUCAACAACCAGCUCUACGACCUGAGGGAGAAGGGCAGCGACGUCCUCUACGGCAGGGGGGGGGGGGAGGGAUGCCACCACGGGGGCAUCUGCCACGCCAAGGAGGCCGAGAUGUUCCACUGCGAGUGUCUCCACACCUACACAGGCCCAACAUGUGCUGACGAGAGGAACCCCUGUGACCCUUCUCCCUGCCACGUCUCAGCCACCUGCCUGGUGCUGCCAGAGGGAGGUGCCAUGUGUGCCUGUCCCAUGGGCCGGGAAGGAGACUUCUGCCAGCUAGUGACGGAGCAGGACCACACCAUGCCCUUCCUCCCAGAGUUCAAUGGCUUCUCCUACCUGGAGCUGAGUGGGCUGCAGACCUUCGUGCCUGACCUGGACAAAAUGUCCAUGGAAGUGGUGUUCCUGGCCAAGAACCCCAGUGGCAUGAUCUUCUACAACGGCCAGAAGACGGAUGGCAAAGGGGACUUUGUCUCUCUGGCCUUGCACGAUGGCUACCUGGAGUACAGAUAUGACCUGGGCAAAGGGGCUGCUGUGCUCAGGUAG